Microplitis demolitor is the source of this 1459-nucleotide messenger RNA. RefSeq names its product adenylyltransferase and sulfurtransferase MOCS3 (gene Uba4). Gene Ontology annotation, biological process: tRNA wobble position uridine thiolation; protein urmylation. The coding region runs from base 89 to 1396 and encodes 435 amino acids. The transcript is spliced from 5 exons. NCBI's taxonomy places the organism in Eukaryota, Metazoa, Arthropoda, Insecta, Hymenoptera, Braconidae. Gene Ontology annotation, molecular function: thiosulfate-cyanide sulfurtransferase activity; adenylyltransferase activity; URM1 activating enzyme activity. The record is from RefSeq and is a predicted model, not a curated record. Gene Ontology annotation, cellular component: cytosol; cytoplasm.
AUUAUUAUUAUUAUUAUUUGUUGUAAUUGUUAUUUAUUUACUUAUUUUUGCAAAUACUGUAAGAAUAUAUAAUUUAAAAUUUUAAAAAAUGUCUGAAGAAGAAUUAGUACGUGAGAUAAAUGAAUUGAAAUCUUUAUUGAAAAAAAAAGAAGAUGAAUUAUUUAAAUUGAGAUAUGAUAAAGAAAUAUUACAGAGUAAUGGGUUAAAUAAUAAUGAAAUAAUGAGAUAUAGUAGACAGAUUCUUGUUCCAAUAAUUGGAGUUCCAGGACAAUUAAAAAUAAAAAAGUCAUCAGUAUUAAUAAUUGGAGCUGGUGGUUUAGGAUGUCCCUGUGCUUUGUAUUUAACUGGAGCUGGAGUUGGUCAUAUCGGUAUAAUUGAUUAUGAUACUAUUGAAUUAAAUAAUCUUCAUCGUCAAUUACUAUUUACUUGCCAUGAUAUUGGGAGAGCUAAAGUUGAUGCUGCUGCUGACCAUUUAACAAAACUGAAUAAUAAUGUUAAAAUAACUCCGUACAAAAUUCAAGCUAAUAGUAAUAAUAUUAUCGACAUUAUCAAAGAUUACGAUGUGGUAAUCGAUGCUACUGAUAACGUACCAACAAGAUAUCUAGUUAAUGAUGCCUGUGUACUGACUAAUAAACCAUUGAUAUCUGGAUCUGCGCUUAAAUUAGAAGGACAAUUAACCGUUUAUAAUUAUAAAGGACCUUGUUAUAGAUGCAUUUUUCCAGAACCUCCACCACCAGAAACUGUAACCAAUUGUGGUGAUGGUGGAGUUCUUGGUGCUGCUGUUGGAACAAUUGGAGUACUUCAAGCUCUAGAAGCGUUGAAAAUAAUUUUAAAUCUACCUGGAGUUCUUUCUGGACGACUGAUGCUCUUUGAUGGACUUGAAAUGACAUUCCGCACAGUUAAAUUACGUUCAAAAUUAUCAACUUGUGCUAUCUGUGGUGACAAACCGUCAAUAGAUAAAUUAAUUGACUAUGAACAGUUUUGUAAUAGUCGCGCAAAUGAUAAAAAUCCAAAUUUAAAUUUAUUAAAUAACGAUGAACGAAUUACUGUUGAACAAUAUCGCGAUAUAAAAAAUCUCUCGCAACCGCAUUUAUUGAUUGACGUUCGUUCACAUGAAGAAUUUCAAAUUUGUCAUCUAGACAAUGCUACUAACAUACCAUUUACUGAUAUUAAAAGCAGAGGAGGUUUAGAAGUAGCUAAAAAUAUUGUUGAUAAAAAAUUAAAAGAAGACAAUAACGUUAAUGUAUAUAUUCUAUGUCGUCGUGGUAAUGAUUCACAGCGAGCAGUUAAAUUAUUAAAAGAAUCACUUGACGACAAAACAAAUAGAAUAAAAGAUAUUAUUGGAGGUAUUCAUUCAUGGACACAUAAAAUAGAUUCAACAUUCCCAAUAUAUUAAUUAUUUCUUCAACUAUUUUACAAUAAAUAUGUAUAUAUUUUAAUAAAUUACUAUACAUUUUUA